CUGGCAUUGUCGAUGCGUCUAUCUGAAAACUGAAAAUCGAAGUUUCUCCGUCGCCGUUCUCGGUGUUCCGAUCGUCCAUCGCCUUGUAUGGGAAUGAAGAAGGAAAAAAAAGUUUUACACUCGAGCAGCUUUUCGAGAAGCAAAUGCUUCAACAGGUGUUUGGCAGGACCCCGUACCCGGGCUGCAGGGCAUGGCGCGCAACCUUCGGACUUUUAAAGGCACAGCGACACUUGACACUGCUCCGUACUCCCGACGCCAACGAGCUGCAAGCGCGGUAGGGCUGUGCUGUGCUGUGCUUUGACCGUCCUCUGUGCAAAGCAAAAUCAGUGCCAUGCUCUUGUUUUCAGCUAAACUAGGAUAUGAAAAAGCAGUAGGAUGGGGCCCUAGAUCUUUUAAAAGAGCUCAAAGGAUACAAUAUGACAUUAAAGCUGUUACAGAGUACUCGGAUCGGCAUGUCUGUGAAUGCAGUCCGAAAGCACUGCACAGAUGAAGAAGUCAUCACCUUGGCCAAAAUGCUCAUCAAGAACUGGAAGAGGCUCAUAGAGUUAACACAUCCACCAAAGGAGGAACGAGAAAAAGACAAAGAGGAAGAAGAAAAGAGGAAUGAAUCGCACGCUCCUCACAAGCUGCCACCUCAUUCUUCGGAUAAAGAGACAAGGCGAGAGUCUUCUCAGAUUAAAUUGGACUCGGAUUCCCCCAAGAAGCAUGCAGGCCAUCAUGAGAGUAAAAGAAAACCGUCACAUGAUUCCAAGUCCUCCUCAAAGUGUCCUCAGACAGAUACCAAAAAGCAAAGAAAAGACGUGGAUUCCAAAUCAUUGUCUUCAAAACUCCCCAGUACCAAAAAGGAAAGAAAGGAAUCUUCUGAUAGCAAAUCCAGUUCCAGCUCCAGGAGGCUGUCUUUGGACACCAAGGCAGAAAAGAUGGACUCCCCUGAACCAAAGACCAGCAGUAGCCCUAUUUUGCCCAAAAAGCUGUUUGUUGAUUGCAAAGCAGAAAGGAGAGAUUCCCAGAGCUCUCAAUCAGAAGCCCAAUCUCCUCAGCCAAGGAAGCUGUCUACAGAGAGCAAAGAACGAACAAGCAAUGAAAAGAGCAAACCAGAGACCCCAAAGUCACCCACAACACCUACCAGCCCUGGUUCACCACCAUUCAGCCCUCUUGGAGGAGCCAUCUCACCUCACUUGCUCACUGGAAACAGUAUCCGUGACAAAUGCAUCGAGAUGUUGGCUGCCGCUCUGAAAACUGAAGAUACCUACAAGGAAUAUGGAAGCAAUUGUGAUUCUAUGGCAUCUGAAAUUGAAGAUUAUAUCUACCAGGAAAUUAAAGCAAUUGACAUGAAGUAUAAGAAUCGAGUCAGAAGUCGGAUCAGCAAUUUGAAGGACGCCAAGAACCCAAAUUUACGUAGGAAUGUGCUUAGUGGAGCCAUUGAGCUCAGCAAGUUUGCCAACAUGACAGCUGAGGAAAUGGCCAGUGAUGAGAUGAAGAAUCUCCGUAACAUGCUGACCCAAGAAGCAAUUCGAGAGCAUCAGAUGGCCAAAACGGGUGGAACGGCCACUGACCUUUUCCAGUGUGCCAAAUGCAAGAAGAAAAACUGUACAUAUAAUCAGGUGCAGACCCGCAGUGCUGAUGAGCCAAUGACCACCUUUGUACUCUGCAACGAGUGUGGGAACCGCUGGAAGUUUUGCUAAGAAGAAACUGAAGGCUGGAUCCCAGUGAAUCAUUUCAGAACAAAAUACUUCCAGUAUCACUUUUAUAUAAAAAGAAUUGAAAGAAAAAAGAAGUUUUAAUUUAUACUUGUUAUUUUGUUUCCUUUUUCUAAAACAAAGGAGAGCUUUCGUAACACUGCCACUUUCAGUUCAAUGUUUUCAAUAUAAUGAAAAAGAAAAAAAAUUUUUAGCCAGCAUUUUUAUAGUUUAAAUUUCAUAUUCAAAUUGUAUCUGACAGUAAUGGUUUGAUAAAUUUAGAUUUUAAAUCUUAAUAAAGUUGAAAAGAUAAAAGUAAUGGAGGAAGAAAGUAAAGUGUACAGUAGAGUUCUCUCAGAACAGGUUGAUCUUUUUGUGCCGAGCCUCCUUUGGCCCCAUAGUGCCCCCUGCACAUGUUGUUCAGGACCCUAACAGCAGCCCUGCUUGUGUGUUCAAGGUAAUUGUCAAAAUGAAUGAUGUACGAUUUAAUUUUUAAUUUUUGUGUUAAUAGCAACAGUACUUUUUCACAUUUUGGUAUUUUUAUUUUCUUAGCUUUAACAUCUGAUGACUAUUUUAGACAUUCUACCCAAAAAUGGAAAUUGUGUAUGUGUACUUAGAGAUUUCUGGAAUACAGGGGCUUAUGUGUGCAUUUUGAGUACUAAAGUGUGAAGAGAACAGGUGGGAUUUGCAUGUAAAUACUGAAAUAGUCCAUGGACAAUGAAUGAAUAAUUAAACAGAAAGUCUUACAAACCAAUGCAGUUUAAAUACAAAUAUUCAAGAAAGAAAAGGAUGAAUCUCUUCUUUUUAAUACUUAAUGCUCACAAUAAACACUUAAAUGAGAUUUGCGUCUGGAAAUACCGUCUAUAGUCAUCAUAUUGGUAAGAAUGCAAGGCGGCUGUACACGUUAGCUCUGGUGCUCAUGUCAGAUGAUGCUUGGGUUGGAAUCCCAGAAUCUCAGUUCUCUCCUUGUCAUCCAGGCUCCACCCACAGGCCCAUGAUGUGCAGGUUAAUCCUAUAUUGCCCCAAAUUAGUGUGUUUACCCUAUUAAUGGGCUGGCACACUGUGCUCAGUUGGUUUCUGACUUGUGUCAGAUGCUUCUAGGACACAAUUCUGUACUCCAAGACCAUAAUUUGAAAAAGUGGGGUUAGAAAAAUCAUAAUGUGAAGAAACUUGAACAUUUUUUUAUGAGAAGUAACUAAAAAUGUAUAGCAAUGUAGUUCUUAGUGUGUAUCAAGUAAACUUUCAUUUUCCAAAGUUCGAUUGGUAACUCGCACGGUGUCUGUGUGGACUUUACACAUUCUGCCUGUGUCCAUUAGAGUGUUCUACCUGCAACAUCCCAAGGACAGGAUUAGGUUAUCUGGUGUCGGGGGCAGGUCUCCAUCAGGACUUUCUGGGUGAAUGCCCAGGGCUUAGUCUCCAUGCACUAAGUGCAAGAGUGGCAAACUACCAGGUGUCCACAUGCUACUUUGUUAAAAGUAUGAUCAGCUCUCUGUUAAGGAGCUAUGUUACUUAGACGCCUGAGGGGAUCUUGUGCUGCAUUCGACUAAAACUCUGAGCUCGGAAUUUCUGAUCUCUGACUUGAAAGAUGGAGAGAAAAUGUGCCCCAAACUUGGAAGUCCUAUCUGCAAGAUCGGGCCUGGUCUCUCAAGUUGGCCUGAAUUCAGAUUAUAACGUCAGUCUAAAAUGGCGACAUACACCUUGAUCAGCAAGUAUAGUAAAAAGAUUAAUUUGUUUAUUAGAAGAAUUUUCUUUAAAUGAUUCACCUCAAUUUAUAAUACUGAAUAUUGAGAGGGUAAGCCUUAACUUUACCAGAACGAGAAAUAACAAACAAUCCGAUGUUAGCUUGAUACACACUCGCUACUGUUCAUACAUUGCAUUCAAUGGUUGCUUUGUGCUGUUUUUUAACUGUAGCUUCUAAGCAGAAAUAGUGCAAUUCAUCAUGGCCAAGACAAUAAAAAUCUUUUUUUUUAGACAUGACAACA
This is a messenger RNA of Polypterus senegalus (gray bichir), 3661 nucleotides long. RefSeq names its product transcription elongation factor A (SII), 3 (gene tcea3). The coding region runs from base 417 to 1685 and encodes 422 amino acids. Gene Ontology annotation, cellular component: nucleus. The transcript is spliced from 16 exons. The record is from RefSeq and is a predicted model, not a curated record. Gene Ontology annotation, molecular function: nucleic acid binding; zinc ion binding. NCBI's taxonomy places the organism in Eukaryota, Metazoa, Chordata, Cladistia, Polypteriformes, Polypteridae. Gene Ontology annotation, biological process: DNA-templated transcription; transcription elongation by RNA polymerase II.